Molecule: messenger RNA, 2460 nt
Organism: Oryza brachyantha (malo sina)
Lineage: Eukaryota; Viridiplantae; Streptophyta; Magnoliopsida; Poales; Poaceae
Product: glyoxysomal processing protease, glyoxysomal
Exons: 14
Coding region: 76-2253 (725 amino acids)
Biological process (GO): protein processing
Cellular component (GO): peroxisome
Molecular function (GO): serine-type endopeptidase activity
Source: RefSeq, a predicted model, not a curated record
GUCUCGCCGAGUAGCCGUCUUGCCAGCGCCAUACCGCCAUCCCCCUCCAAGGCGCCAAACCCGGCGCGCCGAGCCAUGGCGCCGCACGAGGUCGCCGCAGCCGCGCGCGACUUCUCGGCCAUGGCGCGAAUCGUCGGUCCGGAUCCCAAGUCAGUCAAGAUGCGGCGGCACGCCUUCCACCUCCACCAGUCGGGGUCCACCACGCUCUCCGCCUCGGCGCUCCUCCUGCCGCCGGGCUCCCUGGCGGAGCCGCCGCCGCCGCUUCUCGAUCGCAUCUGCUCGGCUCACGGCCACGCCGGGGGCGUCGCGCUGACCUCCGCGUCGCUCGUCGAGCCGUUCUUGGUCGCGGAGCAGCGGAAUAGCACCAGCCAGGAAUUUCAACCAAGGUUAGUACCAGAGGCUCAUAUUGAUGUACUCGUUGAGCAUGAGGAGGAAGCAAGGAGCAUCGGAGACAGGAAAUCUGGAGCUCCAAGGUGGCUUUCAGCUCGAUUACUUGCCAUAGUUGAUGUCUCAGCAUCUGCUGAUUCUGUUAUAUCCUUACUGCAACACGAAGGUUCAUUGACUCGAAGUUCAUCAUGGGAUGUUUGCUGGUCAUUGGCUGAUGUUAACCGGAAGCAGGUUGACAAUGAUGCCAGAUAUUCCCUUGAGUCUAACAGGAACCGUGCAUAUACUGAGUCAACAGAGCCACCAAUGUUGGCUAGGGCUGCCACAAGAAUUGCUGUACUAGGAGUUUCAAACUUAAAAUCAAAUAAUACAAGAUGUGUCAAUGUUUCACCAAUGCAACGUCGAGGAGACUCUUUGCUGAUAAUGGGAUCUCCAUUUGGCAUAUUAUCGCCUGUCCAUUUCUUCAAUAGUAUAUCAGUUGGUGUUGUUGCAAAUUGCCUCCCUCCAGGAGCUUCCAGGUGCUCAUUGCUGAUGGCUGAUGUCCACUGUCUUCCUGGUAUGGAAGGUGCUCCGGUGUUUGACAAAAACUCUUGCCUUGUGGGGAUGCUGAUGAAACCAUUAAGACAGAAAGGCAGCAUCGUAGAAGUUCAGCUUGUAAUUACUUGGGAUGCAAUAUGCAAUGCAUGGAGCAGCAACAAAUUGGAAAAAAUUGGUCGAUCCCCAAGUGAAUCAGUCGAUGACAGAAGUUCAGAUUGUAAAUAUAAGGACUCAUGUAGUGCGGAUCUAUACAAGAGGUUUGUCUCUAAUUCAGCAAGCAGUCUAAAUCAGUAUGACAUCUCACCUUCACUCCCAGAAGCUAUAUCCUCAGUUGUUCUUGUCACUGUUGGUGAGACAUCUUGGGCUUCAGGGAUUAUCCUCAAUAAAAAUGGCUUAAUAUUGACAAAUGCACAUCUUUUGGAACCUUGGAGAUUUGGAAGAACCUCGUCGUUAGGCUUACAAAACAAAAUCACCUCCUUUAGUGAAGAACACACUUGUGAAGGAGAAAACAACCUGUUGCAGCCACGGCAUUGCAAAGUUUCGAAUGGAGAUGCUGUAAAACACGAUGUUUCAUUGUUUAAUUUAGGAUUCAAAAGAGACAGGGCAAUAUCGAUUCGUUUGGAUCAUGGAGAGAGACAAACAUGGUGCAAUGCUAGAGUAGUGUUUAUCUCCAAAGGGCCACUUGAUGUUGCCUUGCUUCAAAUGGAAAAAAUUCCAAUUGAAUUAUGUGCAAUUAGACCAGAAUUUAUUUGUCCAACAGCAGGCUCAUCUGUAUAUGUAGUUGGGCAUGGCCUUCUUGGACCUCAAUCAGGACUAUGCUCCUCCCUAACCUCUGGAGUAGUAUCAAAGAUUGUCAAAAUCCCAUCAACUCAAUAUUCUCAACUGCCUAGCGCUGUGGACAUCAACAGUAUGGACAUACCGGUAAUGCUGCAGACAACAGCAGCAGUUCACCCAGGGGCAAGUGGCGGUGUUCUUCUUAAUUCACUUGGUCGAAUGGUUGGGCUAAUAACAAGCAAUGCCAAGCAUGGUGGUGGGAGCACAAUACCUAAUCUGAAUUUCAGCAUCCCCUGCAAAUCUUUGGAAAUGGUCUUCAAGUACUCAGCAAAUGGAUAUUUUAAAAUUUUGGAGCAGUUGGACAAACCCAAUGAAGUGCUCUCAUCCAUAUGGGCACUGGCACCAACAUCAUCCCCCUUUUUCAGUACCUCCCCAGAAAAUGGCAGAGCGGGAAAAGUUUUGGAGUUCUCAAAGUUUCUUGCUGAUAAACAAGAAGGUUUGAAAUCUAGAAAAGAUAUAGAGGCAUUCAUUAGAGACAAGAUUCCCAGCAAAAUUUAGAUGGGAAUGUUUCUGCAAAGCACAUGUAGAUAUAGAGUUCCAGUGGUAACUGCAUUGAGUAAAUGCUGAAAACCAAGUGAUUCAUAUUACCCAAGCAUUGGAUGAUUGUCAAACUGUUGGCUGGAACUAUGCAAUUUGUUGUUCUUACAUGUAAAUUGUAUUCCCCCAUAUAAGGGUGUUGACUGAGUUUUUUAUUUUAUUUUUUGA